This is a messenger RNA of Mesoplodon densirostris (Blainville's beaked whale), 1803 nucleotides long. It is a transcript of the gene CRELD1, whose product is annotated as cysteine rich with EGF like domains 1. Gene Ontology annotation, molecular function: calcium ion binding. Lineage: Eukaryota; Metazoa; Chordata; Mammalia; Artiodactyla; Ziphiidae. The transcript is spliced from 11 exons. Bases 100 to 1362 code for a protein of 420 amino acids. The record is from RefSeq and is a predicted model, not a curated record.
CCGGCGGAGGGCGCACGUCUUACGCAGCCGGCGGCAGCGGCGGCGUUGAGGAGACUGAGCCUGUGGCGUCCGCGGGCUCGGUCCCCAGCCUGGGAAAAGAUGGCCCCACGGGCCCCGAGGGGCCUAGCCCCAGCUCUGCUCUGGGGCCUGAGCCUCUUCGUUGGCCUCCCAAGCCCGGUCUGGGUCCAGUUUUCUCCGCCUCCCAAGUCUUCUUCCCCCACCGAGCCCCAUCCAUGUCACACCUGCCGGGGACUGGUCGACAGUUUCAACAAGGGCCUGGAGAGAACCAUCCGGGAUAACUUUGGAGGUGGAAACACUGCCUGGGAGGAAGAGAAGUUGUCCAAAUACAAGGACAGUGAGACCCGCCUGGUAGAGGUGCUCGAGGGAGUGUGCAGCAAGUCGGACUUCGAUUGCCACCGCCUGCUGGAGCUGAGUGAGGAGCUGGUGGAGAGCUGGUGGUUUCACAAGCAGCAGGAAGCCCCAGACCUCUUCCAGUGGCUCUGCUCAGAUUCCCUGAAGCUCUGCUGCCCCUCAGGCACCUUUGGGCCCUCCUGCCUUCCCUGUCCUGGGGGUGCGGAGCGGCCCUGCGGUGGCUACGGGCAGUGUGAAGGGGAAGGAACUCGCGGAGGCAGCGGGCACUGUGACUGCCAAGCCGGCUAUGGGGGUGAGGCCUGUGGCCAGUGUGGCCUCGGCUACUUUGAGGCGGAGCGCAAUGCCAGCCAUCUGGUAUGUUCGGCUUGUUUUGGCCCCUGUGCCCGCUGCUCAGGACCUGAGGAAUCAAAUUGUUUACAGUGCAAGAAGGGCUGGGCCCUGCAUCACCUCAAGUGUGUAGACAUUGAUGAGUGUGGCACAGAGCGAGCCAGCUGUGGAGCCGACCAGUUCUGCGUGAACACGGAGGGCUCCUAUGAGUGCCGAGACUGUGCCAAGGCCUGCCUGGGCUGCAUGGGGGCAGGGCCUGGCCGCUGUAAGAAGUGUAGCCCUGGCUACCAGCAGGUGGGCUCCAAGUGUCUCGACGUGGACGAGUGUGAGAUCGCGGUGUGUCCAGGAGAGAACGAGCGAUGCGAGAACACCGAGGGCAGUUACCGCUGUGUCUGUGCUGAGGGCUACAAACAGGUUGAGGGCGUCUGUGUGAAGGAGCAGAUCCCAGAGUCAGCAGGCUUCUUCUCGGAGAUGACAGAGGACGAGCUGGUGGUGCUGCAGCAGAUGUUCUUUGGUGUCAUCAUCUGUGCACUGGCCACGCUGGCCGCCAAGGGUGACUUGGUCUUCACCGCCAUCUUCAUUGGGGCUGUAGCAGCCAUGACCGGCUACUGGUUGUCAGAGCGCAGUGACCGUGUGCUGGAGGGCUUCAUCAGGGGCAGAUAAUCCCUGCCACACCUGCAGCAUCUCCUCCUGCCCAGGCUGCCCCCAAGGUCGGGACUCUCCCACCUGGACAUUUGAGGCACUUGCUUUAUUUUUGAGUGUGGUAAGCACCCUCUACCCACCUUAUGGAGCAGCCCAGACACCUGAGCCUGGGCAGGUGAGGCCCUUGGGUGAAAAAGCCCUAUAGGUGGGUGCCGUGAGAUCUUGGCCUUGGGGCACUGGUCAGGGUUCACAGCGUUGUGAAUUUUUUUUAAAAAGUGUCUCCUCGUUGUGGCUGCUAGUGAGCUUUGGCCCCUGCCCAGGAUGCGGGGGGGGGGGCGGUGUCCCUUCACAACCCCCUCCUGCCAGCUGCAUGCUGUCAGCUCCUAUUCUCUCCUCACCCCCUUGCCCCUUAGCCACUGAUUUAUUUAUUCAUCUCAGGAAAUAAAGAAAGGUCUUGGGAAA